Messenger RNA from Fonsecaea multimorphosa CBS 102226, 4011 nucleotides. RefSeq lists its product as uncharacterized. Gene Ontology annotation, biological process: establishment of mitotic spindle orientation; nuclear migration involved in conjugation with cellular fusion. The record is from RefSeq and is a predicted model, not a curated record. Gene Ontology annotation, cellular component: spindle pole body; microtubule associated complex; cell tip. NCBI's taxonomy places the organism in Eukaryota, Fungi, Ascomycota, Eurotiomycetes, Chaetothyriales, Herpotrichiellaceae. Bases 1 to 4011 code for a protein of 1336 amino acids. The transcript has 2 exons.
AUGGCAGAUCUCACUGUCAAGGUUGGACAACGAGUCGAGACUCAGGACGGCAAGCAAGGCACCGUCCGCUACAUAGGGCCCAUACAUGUUGCCUCCGGAGAAUGGCUGGGUCUCGAACUAGCCGAUGACACAGGCAAGAACGAUGGUUCCGUUAAAGGAGAGCGAUACUUCAACUGCGCACCCGGCCAUGGCAUCUUCGUCCGCAAGGAGUCGGCUGUUAGAAUCCUCAGUCAGCCAGCUUCCAGUGCAAAGCCCAACGGAACAUCAACUUCCAAUGGAUCUACAGCGAAGUCGAGACCCUCCAGCAUUGUUGCUGCGGACGUUGCAAGAAAGAGGCAGAGUCUGAUGAGUGCCGGUUCCAGCACGACUACAGGCUCAAGGUCCAUGAAGGUAUCUUCUCCGAUUAAAUCUCCUACGAAGCCUGCCCCCUCUUCCGCCAGUUCAUCCACCUCCACUCCACGAACAGGUACUCCGGCGACUACCGCACGAACCUCUGAUUCGAGUACAAAAUCGAGACUCAGUUUGGCUGGGAAAUCUACCAUGGCCCCACCCGCUUCAGUACACAGGCCCGGCGCCUCGACGACUAGGCAAUCAAUAGGAGGUGGUCCUGUCAAACCUCCGGCACCCAGGCCUUCUUCAAUGCAACCACGCCCUUCCAUGGCCGCUUCUAGGUUGUCCAUGACGCCCAAAGCCCCAAUUCGGGCUGAGAAGAGCGAGCCUGUUUUUGAUAGCAUUGACGCGAAACAAGCUACUCCAAUCGUGGAAGAACGGCCAGCUCCGACGCCUUCUCCAGUGACAGAAGAAGCUGAGGCUCAGGAGCCAUCGGAUAUCGAAGCAAGAGUUUCCUCAGCAGCCCCCUCCCGUUCACAGCCUCUAGCAGGUCCACGGAAUGGGUUUAGCUCUGCCGCCGACGACAGAUCCCGACAGGCACAGGUCAUCAAAGCAUUGGAGACGAAGGUUCGAACACUGCAGAAGCAGAGGCAAGAUGAUCAAGCUCAAAUACACAACGUGCAGGAACUUCAAAGCCAAGCGACACGCUACGAAGCAAUUAUCCAAACCUUGCAAAAAAAGCUCAAAACCAACCAGCAAGAGAUUCAAGAACUCAAAGCCAAGUAUGAGGACGCAGAGUCUCGUGCUACUCAAGUACCUGACCGUAGUGCCGAACACGAUUCGGAACUAGAACUUGCGACACUUGAUAAAGAGAUGGCCGAAGAGCGUGCUGACAUGUUUGAGAGCGAAUUAGAGGCACUGAAGCUCAAGCAUGAGGAGUUGGAGCUGGAGGCCGAAAUUCUGAGAGAAGAGAACCGGGAAUUAGCGUCGAUCAUGAGUCCUGAAGAGAAGGCUAGCGCAGGCUGGCUUCAGAUGGAACGUGAGACGGAGAGGUUGCGUCAAGCACUGGUCAUGCUAAGGGAUGUGACACAGCAGAAUGAGGGUGACUUGAAGAACGAGAUCAAGGAACUCCAUGAAACAAUUGAUGAGCUCGAGCAGACAUCUUCGAAAUAUGAAGAGGUUGCAGCGAAGCUCACUAGGUCGGAGGAGACCAAUCAGCACCUCCGAGAACAAUUAGAGGCUGCGGAGGCGAACGACGAAAUCUUAGAUACCCUGGGCCAAGAGCGUGAUCAGAAUCGAACCAUGAUUGAGCAGUUGAAGAGGCAGGUUCAGGAUCUGGAAGAACACAUCCAAGUGGCAGACGAGCUCGAGGCAUUCCAUGUCGAAGAGGAGAAGCGAUUACAUUACCAGUUGGACGAAAAUGAAGCCAUGCUGCACGACAGACAUCGACAAGCUGCCGAGCAGGAAAAGACGAUCGAAGACCUGGAAUACACACUAACCAAAUUCCGGGAUGUCGUGCAGGGCCUGCAGGGUGAUAUUGACGAACUCCGACGGUCACGCGAGAUUAGCGAACUCGAGGCGAAUGAGAUGAGUAGCAAGUCCAGAGCGAUGAUGGAUCUCAACCUGAAGUUACAGAACUCGGCGGCCAAAACUCAACUCAAGGCCAUCGAUCUCGAGCUUGGGAAGAUGCGGGCUGAGCAGGCUAGUUUGCAUCUGGAAAUCGUGCAGCAAUUCGUUCCAGACACAUUUGAUGUCGACAAGAAACCCAUCCUGGCUCUUUUAUGUUUCAAGAGAAUUCGGUCAAAGGCGCAGCUGUGCAAAGUCAUACUGGCGGAGCGAAUGCGCGACAGGGCCGAGCUGCAUGAAAGUCCUAUGGCAGUCUUUGCUGUCAUGGAGAGGAUGAGUUUCAUUGCAAAUCUCUGUGAAAGAUUCGUGCAACACCUGUCAAGAUGUUCAACGGACGACUUCAUGAGAUAUGCUGGUGCACCGUUUGAGCUGGAACCUGUGGAGCAGGCUAUGACCAGCUGGGUGGAGGCUCUGCGUCGCGAUGAACUCGGUCAUGAAGGUGCCGAAUACCUCCAACGCAUGGCCGACAUUCUGGUCGACAUGUCUGAGAAGUUUCUUCCGGACAGUCGCGAAGCUAAGGCGACGGAGAUGAACUCAUCCAUCUCGAUGGUUGAGAACUACACAGAUAACAUUGCCAGUGAAACACAAAUCCUGAGCAAAGCAGUGCAAGCCAAGCUAGGAGCAUCGAAAGAUGACGACGAAGACUCGAUACUAUUCGAAAAGAAAAUGGAUCAGCUUGGUAUCAAGGCCCGAACCAUCAAAUAUGUCUCUGGCAAGGUGAUGCAUGCUCUGAACGAUCUCUGGGCACGCUCGAUGUGCCUGGGCGAUUCAAUGUGGAGUAAAUUCACUGAGGCUGAAUUGUGUGCUGAAGCUCUGUCUCAUCUGAUCCAAAGAGUCGGAGAGUCGGUGCUUGAGGAGCUUAACAAGGUGGAGAUGGAUGAAUCGCUUUCAUAUUCACGAAUUAUCACUCUAAUGACGGCGGCGGCAUCUGGCGAACAACAACAGAAUGAGGGACAGGGAGCUGCUCCAGACGAUGUCUUCGACAUUCUCUUGAAGCAGUUGCAGGCGCUGCAAGGAAAGAUUGACGACUUGAAUGCCAAGUCAGCCGACAUAACUUGUGCCAUCGAAUUCGAGAGAUCUCCGGCGCCCUGGACGGCUCGCGCCCGAGAAGUCAAGGCCCAAAAGGCUCUAUCACACGAUAUGCAGGAGGAGAUGAUUCGCUUGAAACUGAAAAUCCAAGAACAGACCAUCAGGAUCAGCGAGAAAGACAAAGAACUCGAGGAACAGCAAGUUAAGGUCGAAUUGCUAGAGUCGAGGGCAAAGGAGACCAAAGCUAAGGAUGAUGGUGUGAAAGAAAUGAAAGAAGAAAUCGCCAGGCUUCGCGCAGAGAAUACUUUGGCUGUUGAAAACCUCCAGCGGCUCGAGGCAGAAAACCAGACGCUCCUCGAGCUUCAAGAGAGUCAAAAGAUGGAACUCGAGACAAUCAAACAUAAAGGAAUGGCUGACGGACAAGGUCUACCACGCGGGCCCGCGGACGAGUCAGCGUCGCUACGCCUAAAGGCCGAGGUCGAUCAGCUCCAGCUGGAGAUCGUGAGUCUGCAGGCAGCGGUACGUUUCCUGAAGUCCGAGAAUCGCCAACUUAGGAUACCCGUCGGCGAUGCAGUGCAAAGAGCUGUCGAGCAUGAAUGGCUUGAUCCCAACCACCUCAAGCGAGCAUCAACCAGGGACGCCAAGACUCAGCAAUUGCGUACCGGGUCGAAGGAAGUGUUUACGAGUUUGAUGGACAUGGCAAAGACGGCAAAGCCUGUCAAACUCAAGCGCACGGCUGUCACUGAUCAAGAAGCGGUUGAGAAGAUAACGCACUGGCGAGCACAAACAGAGACUACUUUGUAUCAAGUGCUCCAGCGAAAAGAGGAGCUGGAGCGAUGGAACGCAAUGAAGGACGACUUGCUUAAGAGAGCGAGGAUCAUGGCUCGCUCCGGACAUGUCCCUCUGCUAAAAGCGCCGAUACAGAAAUACACCCCAUCCUCUCAAGUUGGCGCCUUCAAGGUCCCUGAUAUGGAAGAUGGAAACCUGGAAUUUGGGGUUCGGGUUGACGGAAUCUGUAUAGUAUGA